Messenger RNA from Lagopus muta (rock ptarmigan), 1808 nucleotides. It is a transcript of the gene AASDHPPT, whose product is annotated as aminoadipate-semialdehyde dehydrogenase-phosphopantetheinyl transferase. The record is from RefSeq and is a predicted model, not a curated record. Gene Ontology annotation, cellular component: cytosol. Gene Ontology annotation, molecular function: magnesium ion binding; holo-[acyl-carrier-protein] synthase activity. The transcript has 6 exons. The coding region runs from base 92 to 982 and encodes 296 amino acids. NCBI's taxonomy places the organism in Eukaryota, Metazoa, Chordata, Aves, Galliformes, Phasianidae.
GCGGAUUGCCUGUCGCCGCUCCACAGCCUCCUGUCCUGCCCUCCUUCCCGCCCACCGGGUGGGCGGGUGCGGUUGUCCCGGCUGCGGGACUAUGGGCGGCGUGCGCUGGGCUUUUCCCUGCGCCGCCUGGAGACCCCGUCGCGAGGAGUGGCUGCUGGCGGCGCGGCUGGUGCAGCCUGAGGAGAAGGAGCGCAUCGGCCGCUUUGUCUAUGCUCGCGAUGCCAAAGCCGCCUUGGCCGGUCGCCUGCUGAUGCGGAAACUAAUUGCAGAAAAGCUGUUCAUACCUUGGAAUGAAAUACACUUGCAAAGGACGUCAAAAGGAAAACCUUUCCUGGCAAACAACAUAUUCAGUGUAUGUUCAAAUUACAACUUCAACGUCUCUCAUCAAGGAGAUUAUGCAGUUCUUGCAGCUGAGCCUGAGCUUCAAGUUGGCAUUGAUAUAAUGAAGACUGAUUUACCAGGUAGUAGCUCAAUUCCAAAUUUCUUUCGUAUCAUGAAACGACAGUUUACUGAGACAGAGUGGCAUGUAAUCAAGUCUAUGAAUAAUGAGUGGAUGCAGCUGGAUAUGUUUCAUCGACACUGGGCCCUAAAAGAAAGCUUCUUAAAGGCUAUUGGAGUUGGGAUUGGUUUUAACUUGCAAAGAAUUGAAUUUAAUGUGUCCCCAUUGCAAAUGGAAAUAGGGAAGGUGUAUAAUGAGACCCAGAUGCUGUUGGAUGGAGAAAAAGAGGAAGAAUGGACUUUUGAGGAAACACGGUUAGAUGACUAUCAUCACGUUGCAGUGGCUCUUGGGAAACAGGAGGGAUUUGGACAGCAACAUACUGAUGUAUCUUCCAUGCAGCCUCAUCAACCACAGUUUACAUUACUGACUUUCGAAGAUUUAGUUGCACCUGGAAUUCCAAUUACAUCUGAGGAUUCUGCAUAUUGGGAUAAUUUUUGUUCUAAACAAGAGAGUCCAAUGAAACACAGUUCAGAUUCAAGAUGAGAAUGCUUAGAAAGAAAGGAUCGUAAGAAUACAUGUAAAUAUGUAAAUAAAACUGUUCUCUCUUAUUUUAUGUAUUUUCCUUUAAGUCUGGUGUUCACCUUUUCAAACUUGACAUUUUUCUGUCAGUAUUUAAGAAGAUGGCGUGCUUCCUCACUGAAGGAAUUCUGAGUGAAAAGUCUAAGCUGACCACAUGGAUUUUUGAUUCUCCAUGCCUUUCGCCUCAUACUUUAGUAAUUACCCUUAGCAGUAACAGGAAGCAGUGCUUCAAUAAUGUUGUCAGUCAGUCAGCAAGAGCUUAACAAGUGGAAGUGUUUCUGUGUUUUAUUUCUGCUGGACUUAUAUUAUUUAAUGUCAACUCUUAUCUUAAAAAAAAUCACAAUUUUAUACUGCACUGAAGUGAAUAAAGGCAGAGGAAUUGGUAAAAGUCCUAUUGCUGCUACUGCAUGGCACAAGUGUUGUACAAGAUUGGAGGUUUAGUUGUGUAAAAACAAACUGAAAAAGUGUGAGUUGUGCUCUUGGAACUAAACCUGCAUAAAAUUAUUUUGAGGUGGAAACUUAGCAUAAAAGUAUUGCAUAUCCUUGUCACUUAAAACCUUAAUUAAAGCUUUUUGUAUCUAAUAGAAGUUUUGAUGUUUUUACUUCCUUUUUGUGUUUUGUUGUUUUUUUGUUUGUUUUUUACAUUGACUAAUAGGUGUUUGCCAUACAGUGGUUAUAUUUCCCAGGCUUGUACUUACAGGUUCACAACCCUAGAAACUAAGUCCUGUGGAGAAAACAAUACAAAAAAUUGCUUGUUUUUCUUCCUUUUUUUUUUUUUUUUUUUUUUUUU